AGGAUAGAGGUUUAUGAUCAGCACAAGACUUCUUGGGCGCCUUUGUAAUGAGCAGAAAGUAAAAAUACGAUUCGUGCGCCAAGCGCGUAGGUGCUACUCGCAGUUGGCUUCUUUCGAAGGACGCAAGAGUACUAUUUCCGAAACUCCGCCAGUGCUAAUAUCGUCAGCAUUAUCUGAAGUUCGCAAAGUACUAGAGUUUUGCCGUUUCAAGUGUUUUUCUAGUUUUACUUCUUCCAAGAAAAGUCGAUCGUUUUUCCCACAACAAGUACUUGCUUCUUUUCCAUUUCAGCAGCAGAAAAUGACGGACGACGCGGGAAAGGAGAAGCAGAUCUACCGGGAUGACGCCGGUAACGAGAUCUCGAAGAACGCCUGGAAAAAGCUGGAGACACAGAAGAAAAAGGAAAAGGAGGUAAGGAAGAGCUUUAUCGCUUUCUGUCAUGCAAUGAUCGAGUUUCGUUCCUCGUCUGAACUUUUUGUAACACUGCUGAUACUAUACUACUCGCAAAAAUACUUUUACAUGCACGACACAAAACCAACCACGUCUCAUCGUCCCCCAGGCUGCAGAAAAGGCCGCACUGAAGGCCGCCCAGGCUCCGGUAGAGAAGAAGAAAAAGGAGGAUGCCGAGGAGGAGGAGCAGGACCCAACCAAGUACCGGGAAAACCGGAUCAAGGCGAUUAUGAACAUGCAGGACCCGUACCCGCACAAGUGGAACGUGGAUACUUCCAUUCCGUCGCUGCGAGCGACGUACGAGUCGCUGCAGGCCAGCGAGCAGAUAACGGAAAAGAUCGUUACCAUCGCCGGAAGAGUAAUGUCCAAGCGGUCAUCCGGAAAAAGUUUGCACUUUUACGAGCUCCACGCGGACGGGUCCAAAAUCCAGGUCAUGGCGCAAGUCAACAACCACCAGGUACUAGAGGAUUCAAACAUUGAUGUCUGCUUGAAGUGCAGUUUGCAUCGCACGAAAAAGCAAUUGAGACAAGAAGUGCUUGGUGACAAUUUCUGCAAAGCCGCAUGAUUUUUUCGUUUUCAUUUUUUUCAAAACGCAUAACUCUUUUCAAAACAGGAGGGAGACUUCGACGAGGAACACAAGAAAAUCAAGCACGGUGAUAUCAUGGGUGCAAGAGGUUUCGUUGGAAAGUCGAAGACCGGCGAGUUGUCCGUUUUCCCAUUCGCGGUCAAAUGCCUGUCUCCGUGUCUCCACAUGCUUCCCCGCAGUCACUACGGACUGAAGGAUCAGGCCACAAGGUUUUUUCUUUGCUACAGAAACGCUAUUUGUUUUAUGCAAAAAGAAAGAACAUCAAGUUCAAAGGCGCGCUUAACACUUUUUUCCGGCUGGAAGGGGAGUCACUGUUCGUCUCCGUGCCACCGUAAACGUAGCUGAUCCUACAUAAAAUUACACAAAUCGCACCAGGUAUCGUCAGCGUUAUCUGGACUUAAUCCUGAACGACUCCACACGGCAAACCUUCCAAACGCGCGCGAAGAUCAUCUCUUACAUCCGGCGGUACCUCGACUCCCGCGAUUUUUUGGAAGUGGAAACACCGAUGAUGACGCAAAUUGUCGGCGGCGCCACCGCAAAGCCCUUCAAAACCCACCACAACGACUUGAACUUGGAUAUGUUCAUGCGAGUCGCACCAGAACUGAAGUUGAAGGUACUUAUCCGUACGGUUUUUUGGGAUCCUUUUUUUUUCGUCGUCUUUUGGAAGUAGAAUGUAUCUACGUAGGCUCCGCUUCAUGCAUGGUGAUGCCACUGCGACUGCAUCUCUUCUUCAAUUGUUACUUAAUUCCAAGGAUUAAAUCUACCUCUCUCCCCCCACGCACUCCUCCCAGGAACUGGUCGUUGGCGGGCUCGAUCGCGUGUACGAGAUCGGGCGGAAUUUCCGCAACGAGGGCAUUGACCUCACCCACAAUCCGGAGUUCACCGCCUGCGAGUUUUACAUGGCGUACGCAGAUUACGACGACCUGAUGAACAUGACGGAAGAACUGGUUUCUGGCAUGGUCAAGUCCCUCCACGGGUCCUACAAGGUGAACUGGACCCCGAUGAACAGCGACACGCCGGUGGAGCUGGACUUCUCUCCGCCGUGGCCGCGGUACAGCAUGGUGGAAACCAUCGAAAAGAACUCCGGGAUACAAAUCCCCCGGUGCUUCGGCCCGGAGUGCCAGAAGGUGCUGGAGGCGACCGUGGCGAAGCUGGAAAAGGAACUGGGCGAGACCGUCGUGGAGCCGCCAAGAACAAUCGCCAGGCUCUUGGACGGGCUGUGCGGGUAUAGAGAUGUGGUUUUUGGAUCGUUUUGGAAUAAUUCUGCGUUUAUGAAGCUGCGAGUACAGCUGUUGAUCUAUGUUUUUGUGCAAAUGAGAUAGUCAGAUUUUCUUGACAUUGGACACGUAAUAUUUUUAAGACUUUCUUCGCAUUUACUCUGUCUUUCGAACCCAGCACACCGACGUGAUCUUCAAAACGGAAAAAUAACAACUCCAGGCACUACAUUGAAGACACCAUCACGACGCGGCCGGGGUUCAUCACGGAGCACCCACAGAUCAUGUCGCCGCUGGCCAAGUACCACCGGUCGAAGCCGGGCUUGACCGAACGAUUUGAGCUGUUUAUCAUGACCAAGGAGCUGUGCAACGCCUACACCGAGUUGAACAACCCCAUCAAGCAGCGGGAGUGCUUCUCCGGGCAGAUGGACGCCAAGGCGGCGGGCGACGAGGAAGCGCAGGGAUACGACGAGGGCUUCUGCACCGCGCUGGAGUACGGGCUGCCGCCCACCGGGGGCUGGGGCAUGGGCAUCGACCGCAUGACCAUGUUCAUGAGCGGCAAAAACAACAUCAAGGAAGUCAUCCUCUUCCCGGCCAUGAAGCCGGAGGAGUAAGAAAUUUUUGACGGACGAGAUGAGGACUCUUCUACAAAAAUUCCGGCGUGUAUUUACUUACUUCUACUUCUAGCAGGGAAAGAGACGUGCGGUGCUGCAUGGUCGGAACUGCGUACGGCUACGGUUACGGUGGAGUGUACGGACGCACGGCACUUUUACUCUCGCAUUUGUGCUCUUCGUGAUGCCGAUGCGCCUGUGGUGCUCUUUCUUCGCACGCGGCUGGGAUGACAUUCAAUUUCGUAUGCCCGUGAUCUAUCACGAGCCGGGCGCCAGUCGAAUGAAUGUCGAAGGAACAACGCGAAAGCACGAGAAGUGCAUGCGGCUUCGGCAACAGUUUGUACGCGGAUGUAGAAGUAAUCUCGUUGGGAGCAAGCGCACGGAGAAAAAACGCAGCGCAACGUUGAAAAGUUUAAAAAUGUUUAAUGUCACCUAGAACAGUCAAAAAAUACCUAUUCUGAGAAUCUAUCGCUUUCGUAUCACAUCACCAUGAAGGAGCAGUAUCCAAUUUUGCCGUUGGAUGCAAAGAUAGCUGCAGCGUUUAUGUUGCUUAUCGCAGGAACUGAGCCUGGCUUUGAUCCAGGUCAAUGAUUUUACUCGACGCGACGCAAAAAUUAUCGCAGCAGUGGUUUUUGAAUAAAAGUAUGUACAUGUUGGAGAAUGAGACGCUCAGCAGUGUGGCCGGAAAAAA
Messenger RNA from Amoebophrya sp. A120, 3550 nucleotides. NCBI's taxonomy places the organism in Eukaryota, Dinophyceae, Syndiniales, Amoebophryaceae. The record is from the annotation of a GenBank genome assembly.